Zingiber officinale is the source of this 1293-nucleotide messenger RNA. RefSeq names its product protein FAR1-RELATED SEQUENCE 5-like. The record is from RefSeq and is a predicted model, not a curated record. The transcript has a single exon. Bases 1 to 1293 code for a protein of 430 amino acids. Gene Ontology annotation, biological process: regulation of DNA-templated transcription. NCBI's taxonomy places the organism in Eukaryota, Viridiplantae, Streptophyta, Magnoliopsida, Zingiberales, Zingiberaceae.
AUGGAAUUGUCGUUGGUUAAAUCUACAAGUUGUCGUAGGUUGAGUUUUGAUGUAAACAACGACUGUCAGGAUGAUGAGUUUGAUGUUAUUAAUGAGGAUAUGGACUCUACCAUGUUAUUGAUGAGUUCUGACCAAUCUAUCAUAGAAGAAUUGAUACCAAAAAUGGGUAUGGAAUUUAAGACAGAAGAGGAAGCCUAUGAAUUUUAUUUGAAAUAUGCUAAACAAGUUGGAUUUGGCGUAAGAAAGAGCAAAAGCCAUAAUGAUAAAUCGGGUAAAUUAGUUGACAGAAUUUUUUGUUGUAGUGCACAAGGAAAAAGGGGAAAAGACAAACGAGAUGUUUAUGUGAAAUCAAGUCGUCCUGAAACAAGAUUUGGUUGUGAGGCUAAAAUAAAGAUUAGUUGUCGAAAUAAUGGCAACUUGACUGUGGAGCAAUUUGUUAAAGAGCAUAAUCAUUAUCUUUCAAGUCCAAACAAAACUCACCUCUACAGAUGUCAUAGAAAUAUAUCUUCUUCUGCGGCGAUACAGAUUGAGAUGACAAGUGAUGUGGGACUCCCCCCAAAAGCAUCUCAUGAUCUUAUGGUGAGACAAGUAGGUGGGAGAGAGAAUUUAGGUUUUAUUCCUAAAGAUUACAAAAACUACUUGCGAUCCAAAAGAACAAGAAAUAUGAGAGUUGGUGAUACAGGAGGUGUAUUGGAGUUUUUGCAUAAAAUGCAGUUCGAUGAUCUCAAUUUUUUUUAUGCUAUUCAAGUUGAUGAAGAUGAUUUGAUAACUAAUAUUUUUUGGUGUGAUGCUAAGAUGAGAGCUGAUUAUGAAAAUUUUGGAGAUGUUGUUUGCUUUGACACAACUUACAGGAAGAAUAAUGAAGGUUGCCCAAUUGCGUUGUUUGUAGGUGUUAAUCAUCAUAAGCAAUCCAUAAUUUUUGGUGCAGCUUUAUUAUAUGAUGAAACAUCUUUGACGUUUGAAUGGUUGUUUGAUAUAUUUACCAAGACUAUGUGUGAGAAAAAAUCAAUAACUAUUCUUACAGAUCAAGAUGCAGCAAUGACAAAGGCUUUAGCUUCCAGAUGGCUUAAAACACAUCAUCGUUUGUGUAUUUGGCACAUUUAUCAAAAUGCCGCAAUACAUUUGAGUAGAGUUUUUUCUCAGUUCAAAGAGUUUACUAAAGAUUUUGCCUCAUGUAUAUAUAAUUUUGAUGAAGAGGAAGAUUUUAUUUCAGCUUGGAACAUAAUGUUGACCAAGUAUGCACUUGAAGACAAUGAUUGGUUGAGACGUCUAUUUCGCAUAAAGGAAAAAUGA